AUGGGCACCUGCGUCUACCAGCUGGCCGCCCUCUGCUCUGAUGACACCACCCUUGUCCCCUUCCCCAUCACCGUGGAGAACAACAACCGGGGCAGCCGCGUGGUCUCCUACACCAAGGAAGUCACCUUGAAGGUCUACAACAUGACCCUCAGCCUCAGCCAGGCGCACCCCCAGAAGCUCAAGGUCAACGACAUUCUGGUGGAUCUGCCCUUCAAGCACGGCACCCAGCUCCAGGUCUACAUCAGCGGCGUCCACGGCUUCAUCAAGACUGACUUCGAGGUCAUCGUCACCUUCAACUGGCACAGCUACGCCAGGGUCAUCCUCCCCAACACCUACGCGCGAUCCGUCUGCGGCCUCUGCGGCAAUGCCGACGGCAACCCCCAGGACGACUUCGCUUUGCCCGAUGGGCAGCAGGCUGCCGACGAAAUCCGAUUCGCCGACUCCUGGAAGGUGGCUGACGUCCCCGGUUGCUGGGCCGGUUGCGCCGAAGGUUGUGAAGGUUGCACCGAAGCGGAGAAACGCGCCUACCGCGGCGACAAGCACUGCGGGCUCCUGGUGAAGCAGGGCGGACCCUUUGCCGCCUGCCACGGCGCCGUCGACCCGACCUCUUACUUCGACGACUCCCUCUCCUGCCCUCCCCCCAGCCACUACGAGCUCUGCGCCCACACCUGCGCCCGCGCCUGCGCCAGCCUCUGCCUGCACCGCGGCCGCUACUUCGAGGAUGGGGACCGCCCGGCCGUGGUGGCCCUUCACCUCUUCACCCCCCGGGUCUUCAUCACCGUCAAGAGGGGCAAGAAGGUCUGGGUCAACGGGGUCCCAGCCACCCUCCCUGUGGAGGUCUCCAGCACGUUGACCAUCGCUGAGACCCGGGAAACCAUCUGGCUCACCCAAAAACCCGAACUCGUCGUCGGCUUCAGCCCCGCCGGGGAGGGGACGGGGACGGGCCAGGACCUGAGCAAGCGGCUCUGCGGGAUCUGCGGGAACUACAACGGUGACGCGGCCGACGACCUCCGAGGGCCCGAUGGGAAGUUGGUGGGGGCCGUGGCGGCCAUGACCAAGGCCUGGAGAGCACCCGACUUCACUCACUCCCUCCCAGUUUGUUCCAGUUUGUCCCAGUCCCCUUCAGUGUGCCCUUCAGCGUUCCCAGUCCCUCCCAGUCCGCUCCCCAGUCUCCUCCAGCCUGGGCAGAUGAAGGCUCCCACCAUUCUCCUCCUCCUCUUCCUCGGCCAUACGGGGAGCAGCCCUGUGACCACGAAGGACAACCAGGGGGGUGGGCUGCUCUACCCCUUCGGGCUGAAGGUCGGGGAUGCGGCCACCCCCCGCGAAGAUGAUGGGAUGAGCCCCGAGAUCUUCCUCUCGGAGACCUUCUACUUCUACGGACACCCCCACCGCUCCCUCUACGUGAACACCUUCCAGGCCGUCCUGGUGGUCGCCGGGGCCAACUGCUUCGUCAUGUUCAACUACGGGGACCUCCAAUGGACAACCGGCAUCGCCAACCAGGGCGACGCCCACACCGGCCUGGGGGGUGUCCCUGCCCAGGGAAAUUUUGGGUGGAAUUAA
This is a messenger RNA of Opisthocomus hoazin, 1560 nucleotides long. NCBI's taxonomy places the organism in Eukaryota, Metazoa, Chordata, Aves, Opisthocomiformes, Opisthocomidae. The record is from RefSeq and is a predicted model, not a curated record.